AUGGAGGCCUUGCGGCGGCGUUCUCGUGAAGACAGUGGUGUCUUGCAUCUACCUCCGUUCGACGUCGAGUGGUCUCCGCCUACACCUUCGAUGAUGGCGGCCGAUUUAGCAUUCCUGGCGACUUUGUUGCCGGAGUCGCCGCACCUGGCAACGGCGAUGACGGCGGCAUACCUGGGGCGGAUAGAUGAUCUGCGGAAGUUGCAAGACCGGCAGAGCGACCUUGGCGAUUUCCGCGUCAGGUUGCCGGAGCUUCAGGCUGCUGCUCUAGGCGGGCAGCUGGAGGUUGUCAAGUUCCUGAUGGAAGAGGCAAAUAUUGAUGCGGGGGGACCCCUAGCUUGCCCCCUUGCUUUUUAA
Molecule: messenger RNA, 354 nt
Organism: Aspergillus mulundensis
Lineage: Eukaryota; Fungi; Ascomycota; Eurotiomycetes; Eurotiales; Aspergillaceae
Exons: 2
Coding region: 1-354 (117 amino acids)
Source: RefSeq, a predicted model, not a curated record